UACCUGUAACUCAAGGAGGCAAACAUGCCUAAUACUUCUUCCUUCUCCUGUUUUUCUUACAACAGCCACCCUGUGAGGUGGGUUAGGCUGAGAGAGAAUAACUAACUCAAAGUCAUCUAACCAGCUUUCAUACUUAAGGCAGGACUAGAACUCAUGGUCACCCAGUUUUUAACUGGGUGGUACCUUUACCACUACACUAAACUGGUGUACCCCAAUUGCUGCACAGCUAUAGAUUUUCCAUUCCUAUCAGAGCAAACAUUUUCUGAAUGCAGGUCCACCAUUGACUGUGCAAACAGAUGAUGCAGUAAGAGCAAGAGAAAGGAAUGGCUGAUUGCUGCAAUGGGCUUUUGAGGAAAUUUCAUUUAAGAUAGUUUCAAUCUAAGCAAGGCUGCUCUUCAGGAUCAACUGAAGAAGAGCAUAGAGCAGCGGUUCUCAACCUAUGGGUCGCGACCCCAUUUGGGGUCGAUCGACCAUUUUUCGGAGGUCGCCAAAGAAGGCGAUCCGCCAUUUUCUUCCCUCAGGGGGCGCCGCCGCGCAUGUGCGCCGCGCAUGCGCAGAACGUUUGUGUGACGGGGGUCGCCGUCACACAAACGUUGAGAACCACUGGCAUAGAGCCAUGCUGUUGCUUUUCAAUCUUGUUUUCAGCAUCCCAGGAGCUUGCAUCUGACCAGGUGGAACCACAGUGGCAUAGGCAGGCCUUAGUCAAGGCCAUCACAGCUCUUGGUGUGUUCUACGGAGGGAGAAUAUGAUGUGUCUUUCUCAGGAAGCCCACAUUUCUGGUUACUGCUGGAAAUGUCUCCCUUCCAAUUCCUGGUAUACAGAAAAGGAAAACCCAAAGUCUCCUCAUCUGCAUUAUGUGUAACCUCUACUAUGUUUCAGGUUAUAAUUUUAACUUCCCUCAGAAAAAAAUCCCUUGAGGAACUUUUCCCUCGGAGGGAGAUUCUGCUUUUGUGGUACUGCAAGGCUAGCCUAAGUUCUGUUAUAAAUUGGUUUCAUUCUUUUAAUUCUCCCUCCCAGAAGUAAUUCGUGUUUCAGAUUAGGAACGUAGCAAAUUUCAACCAUUUCUCUCCCUCCAGUGUCCAUCUUUAAAGAUUCAUUUAUUGUGAUGCACUGCCCAGAGUUGCUUAAGAUAGACGGCCAUAUACAUCUUUUAAAUAAAUGCUCAGAUGAAAACAACACAUUUGUGUUUACUUAGCUUAAAAUGGAAGUAAGUACAUUGAGAGUAUAUUUCCUAUCUUAGGCCAGUGUGGUAAGCAUUUGAUCAAGGCCCUAGCAGGAAAUAGGAUUACCAGCAGUUGGUGUGCUUUCUAGAUAAUAACUUGGCAGUCAGUAAAAUUUUUGGAAGAAGGAAAAUAUGUUCUUAGUGGAAGCCACUAUCAUAAAAUGAUUCUAACAGCAGAUGGGCUACAGUUUCUAUCUCUCCUGUAUUACGUGGAUAUAAUUGCUCUGGGUCUGCCCUCAAGAAGCCCUUCUCCAAUACACUCAACGUAAAAAGCACUGAGGAAGUAAUUUUUAAAACCCAGUUUAAUUCAGAGACAUGGCAUGCAAGCAGAGUCACUUGAAGAAAACAGGCAAAAAGGAGCUGGAAUGAAAAAGAAAAUAAUGGAAGGCUACUUCUAUGUCAAACUAAAAUGCUGAAAACAGUUUGAGCCAAUCAGUACUUUCUUGCAGCUGGCCAGUAGGAGAAGGGGAAGAAUGGUAUUUCAUUGGGAAUCCCAUAUUCUGAAUGUUGUAAACUGCAUUUGCUCAGUCAUUCCCCAGCAGUUACUAUUGGGGGUGGGGGAGAGUGAAGCCACCCAGGUAGUAUUCCUCUGUUUCAUUAAUAAUGACUGUGAAAAUGAUUCAGCAGCCCCAAUGCUCUGAUGAUUUAAUUUCUAUAAGGGGGUGAGGAGCACUUGGCCUGAGACCAGGAGCUGAGGGAAGAAUGAUUAUUUUCAGGGGGGGAAAUUAUGUAGACAGUUGUAUAAUGUUUCUCCUGAUGGGGCAGGCAGUUUCCCUUCAUUGGGAACAUUCAACUCAUCCUUUCUCGUGGGAUUUCCCCACUUCCUUCUAUGGUCAAAAGCCCACUGCAAGGGAGGCCGAAGCACAGAAGUGAGAUUGUAUAGGGCAGCACAAAAUUGCUGCCAGAGAUUUAAAGGAGAAGGCUGGUGGCUGCAUGGAAAUGGUCCAUGUGAAAUAAACGACAAUGUAAUUUAUAAACAAGAUGGUUUAAUAUAUACAGUAAAUGACAAGUUAUAAAAAAGGAUUUGGUUAAAAGUAUUUCUAUUUCUUUCUAUUUGGUUGCUUCUUCUCAGCUGAUGCUUUUCUUUAAUUAGAUUUCUGGAAGUUCUAGGCUAAAUUUGGAAUAUAAAGGAAAUAGACACUAGGGAAAAAGGUGUGUUCCCAUCAAGCAUAUUUGAGGCUGUUGAGAGACAAAUAUGAACAAUAUUUCCUGAGUCAUGAUCUCAUUUUUGGUAGGCAAACAAGUUGCUGAUAUCUUCAACUAACUAUAGUUUCCAUUGUUUCACAGCUAAGAAGUUAUGAUGAUCGAGUUUGGAAUAAAUCAUUUUCUUAAACCAUUCUUCAAAUGAUCUGAAGAUUCAAUCUUAUUUUCUGAUAAUCUUUGUUUAAUGAGUCAGAUAAUAACAGGAAAUAUUAAUAUUUUCUAAUUUAAUUUUAAUGCUCAAACAAAGAUGGCAUGAUAGAAUUGGAUGAGAUUGCAAGUACUGAAUUAGAAGUUCUGCAACUUGCUCUUUGCUUAUUAAUCAUUUGAAGUUGGAAGCAAAUAGUUAUCUUGCAGAGCCCAACACAGAAGCCAGUUAUUCUAAUAUAGCUAGAGACCCCUUCCUUGGCAUCAAGCAAGCUUCCUGCCUCAGCUAAUCUUUUUAAUUUUUAGAUUGAUUUUAUAACCUAAACAGAAAGUAGGCUCCUAUAAAGCAGAAUGUCAACCUCUUGGGUUAUCUUUCUUUUCACAAAUGCCUCUGGACUCUAUAUUGACUUCAGCAACACACUCAGUAACCAGAAAUAAUGGGUAUAUGGCUGCAACCCAAUGUUUUAUCUGGAAAUAUUUCCACCACACUAUAAAAAAGAUGCAGGCAGCCUGGGUUGGAAGGAGGCAUACUAAGGAAGCAACUUCAGGAGUUUGCUUUGAAAGGAAGGAGGGAGGGAAAUAGUCUCUCUCUCUCUCUCUCUCUCUCUUCCUCCCCCUUCCCCUCCCCUCCCUCUCCCUCUCCCUCUCUAUAUAUGUCUUAAGUGUUUUCUAUAUAUGUCUUAAGUGUUUUCUACGAUGCACCCUGUCAGCCCAAAUAUGGGAAGAAGAAAUCUUUGGCCUGUAUCAGGGAUAUCCCCAGGCAGCAGUCGCUACUGCGACAAUAAUUUUUAUGUUAAAUUUGGAUUGCUAACAAUGAGUUAAAGGGAGACUGGUAUAGCUAUUUCGAGCUACUUAGCUCUCAUCAGCCAGCCAUACCCUUCUGAAAUUCAAACCUUUGCAUAAGCAUAUAUAUUACAAUUAUUAACCAAGCAAAAUUUAAUUCAGGUGUAACAAUCCAAAUUAUUUGCCCUUCCUAUUCCAAUCAUUUUAUGUACAAACUAUAGAGGCAGAACUAAUAUUAGGCAGUUUCUUUCUCUUGCCAGUAUGUUAAUGUUAGGUGUUGACUGGCCAUACCCCUCAAAUAAUAUAGAUGUAGAUAUGAAAAAGUGUCACAGAAUCUUUGAUGGAUUCCAGUACUUAAAGCUUUUUUUUUUUUAAAAAAAAAUUCUUCCCUACAUAAUUCUUUAUAACACUUAGAAAUAAUUGUUGUAAUAAAAUCCAUCCAUGCCAUUGCUACAUCAUGCAAAUAAAUGUUGAGUUUUUCUGAAUCAAGGCACUAAUGGCAUUUCAGAUUGAAAGCUGCAGUUCUGCUCUCCAACACAUUUGCAAAAUGUUCCUUAAUGUCCCUCCAUCAAAGACAAUUGUGAUCAGACUUCGAAACUACCUAGUUGAACAGUCAAUAAAGUAAAAAAAGUGUAAGCCACACCAUGAUUUGAUUUCUGCAAAUAAUCCAUUUCCACAUAUAGUUGAAAGCACUUAGACUACAAUAAAACCCCAAAAUCUAAAAACCAGUUUAUAUUGCCACAAAUUUCUAGCUUGGUGCUUUAAUCACUUCAUCAAACUUGUUCUUUCUUGGUAACUUAGUCUGUUACUGUUCCUACUAUCUGGAAUUAUCUCACCUAGAGAGAGAUUUGUGUCGGUCUUAACCUUCAGGAAAUUAUUGAAGCCUUGGUUGUUUUGUCAAGCCUUUUUGUCUUGCCUUUUUUCUCCUUUUGGUCUGAUUUGUUUUGUUUUGGGAUUUGUAUUUUAGCCAUGUUGGAGUUUUUAGCUGUAAACCACCCAGAGUCAUUUAAGGAUAAAUGCAGAUAUAUUGUUAGUUCCCUCAGUAAUUUAUGCAGUAAAUUCAUCAUUUAUGUCAUAUAAAAUUGUCUCCAAAAUGACUCUGUUCAUAAUACAUAAUUGUUGGUAUGUGAACUGAACAAUAUAUUUAUUUUAAAUUAAAUUGUAGAACUGUGUUUGCUAAUAGGUUCAAGAAUCCAAAGGCAAAAUUCAAAAGCAUUUGUCUUACUUUCCCAAUAUUCAUGCAAAAGAAGAAUGGCCAAGUAAUGCCUUUAAAAAACCUCUUUAUUAAAUUAAAUUUUAUUAAACUUAAAUAUAGUAGUUGACUGAGCCAUCUCUGAACUUCUACAUUUGUUUACUCACUCUCUCUUGUUGCUAGACAAUCUUAACAAAUUACGCUUUUGUUACACAGCUUCAACCCUGAAUAUUUAUCAGUAGCCCUUUUCAAACUGCAGCAUCCUUUAUAUGUUUUUGCCUCUGUCGUAUUUUCUAGUGAAAUGGUGUCAAACAAAGGAAAAUUAUGGCAUUUCCCCAUGGUACUAAGUUCUAAGUCUGACCAUCGUGAUUUGACAUAUUUUGUUGAGGAAAAAUGUUUAGUAUUGACUAAAUGUCUUCCUUGCUUCUGUUGUGCCCUUUGGUUAUUUCAGAUCCACUGUUGCUACCUGGAAAUGUUUGCUUAAAAAAUGUAAGCAGGUGGUCUCAAGGCUGAGACAGGAGAGAUUGGAGAUAUUUACCACCGAGCUUCCAGCUAAAAGACUUAAGGGUGUUAUUUAACUUAAGCAGCAACUGAGCAGAUUAAGAUCAAGUAAGAGGCCUGAGGAUGAGGCAGUUGUUGAUUUGGGAGGCACCAGCAAUGUUGUUAACAUUCAUUAUGAACCAGAGGAGCUGGAAGGGCACAGGACAUUAUAUGUUGGGGUACGGAUGCCUUUGGUUAGACAAGGCCAUAGACAUCACAGAACCCACGGCCCCAAACACAGGAAACGAGAUCGGAUAAAGGAAAGUGUAUUGGAGGAGCAUGAAACUUAUGAUACCCCAUCUCAACGAGUUCACUUUAUCCUUGGUAUGGAAGAAGAUGAGGAGCAUGUCCCCCAUGACUUAUUCACAGAAAUGGAUGAAAUCUGUGUGAAAGAAGGUGAAGAAUCAGAGUGGAAAGAAACAGCAAGAUGGCUGAAAUUUGAGGAAGACGUGGAAGAUGGAGGAGAACGAUGGAGUAAGCCGUACGUGGCCACCCUCUCACUGCACAGUCUCUUUGAACUGAGGAGCUGUAUCAUCAAUGGGAGUAUCCUUCUGGAUAAACCUGUAAACUGCACUGAAGACAUUGCAGAAAUGAUCCUGGAUAGCCAGGAAUCUUGUGAUGAAUCUACACGUAAAAAAUUCUGGGACACCCUCUUGAAAAAACACCAUCAUCAGCAUGAAAAGAGGAGAAACAUCCUUCCAAUUGUCCGUUCUUUUGGAGAAAGUGGCCAGAGAAAGUCUGAUCCUCACUCAAUAGAUAAGACUGGAGUGACUUCACUGUCUCUUCAUCCUGCUUCUAACACACUAGAUGUUAGAAAUGGAUUGACUCAUGAUACUACCCCAACAGACGUGUGCAAAGCAGACCCUCAUUUUAUGAAGAAGAUUCCUGUUGGUGCCGAAGCUGCAAAUGUUUUAAUUGGAGAGGCAGAUUUCUUGAAACAACCUAUUGUUGCCUUCUUACGCUUAUCACCAGCUGUUCUUCUUCCAGGCAUGACUGAGGUUCCACUCCCUACCAGGUUCUUGUUUAUCUUGCUGGGCACAGUAGGGAAAGGACAGCAAUAUCAUGAGAUUGGAAGGUCAAUGGCUACCCUCAUGACUGAUGAGGUUUUCCAUGAUGUUGCUUAUAAAGCCAAGGAUCGAAAUGAUCUUUUAGCUGGCAUUGAUGAGUUUCUAGAUCAGGUGACUGUGCUGCCACCUGGGGAAUGGGACCCAUCAAUCAGAAUUGAGCCACCUAAAAGCGUUCCUUCCCAGAAUAAGAGGAAGAUGCCUGGAGCGCGAAAGUUAUCUAAUGGAAAACUUUGUGAUGAUGAAAUGGAGGAUCACAUGGGGCCGGAGCUCCAGAGAACAGGAAAGCUCUUUGGUGGCUUGAUCUUGGAUAUAAAACGGAAAGCUCCUUGGUACUGGAGCGACUAUAGAGAUGCUUUGAAUUUGAAGUGUUUAGCUUCCUUUCUCUUCCUAUAUUGUGCCAGCAUGUCUCCUGUGAUCACCUUUGGGGGGCUGCUUGGAGAAGCAACAGACGGACACAUAAGUGCUAUGGAAUCCUUGCUUGGAGCUUCGCUCACUGGAGUGGUCUACUCUCUCUUUGCUGGCCAGCCUCUCACCAUCCUGGGAAGUACUGGACCAGUACUGGUUUUUGAGAAAAUUUUAUACAAGUUUUGCAAAGACUAUAAGCUUUCUUAUCUUGCUCUACGAACCUCCAUUGGCCUGUGGACGACAUUCAUGUGCUUCUUGCUUGUGGCCACCGAUGCUAGCUCUCUGAUCUGCUACAUCACUCGGUUUACAGAAGAAGCGUUUGCCUCUCUGAUCUGUCUCAUUUUCAUUUUUGAGGCCAUAGAGAAGCUGUUUAAGCUGGGAAGGACUUACCCAUUUUACAUGGAUAGCAAUCUGGACCAUCUGACCUUGUAUUACUGCAGAUGUACAACUCCUACAAAUCCCACUAAUGAUACCCUGAUCUACUGGGACAACCAAAAGAUUGAUCCUUCAAAAGUUGCCUGGGCUAAUCUCACUGUCUCCCAAUGUCAGGAGAUGCAUGGAGAAUUCAUAGGAUCUACAUGUGGAGACAAAGGACCUCUUACCCCUGAUGUUCUUUUGUGGUGCUUCAUCUUAUUCUUUACAACCUAUAUUUUGUCGAGCACACUGAAGAAAUUUAGGAGCAGUACAUAUUUUCCCACAAAAAUACGCUAUGUGGUAGGUGAUUUUGCUAUUUUUAUAACCAUUGUUGUCAUGGUCCUAAUUGACUACUUCACUGGAAUCCCAUCACCAAAACUGAAUGUCCCAGGUGCCUUCAAGCCAACAAGAGAUGACCGUGGAUGGCUCAUUAGCCCGAUAGGCCCCAAUCCCUGGUGGUCUGUGCUAGCAGCUAUCAUCCCAGCAUUACUCUGUACUAUACUGAUAUUUAUGGACCAACAAAUCACAGCACUUAUUGUGAACAGGAAAGAACAUAAACUUAAGAAAGGGUGUGGCUACCAUCUGGACCUUCUCAUGGUGGGCAUCAUGCUUGGUGUAUGUUCAGUGAUGGGGUUGCCUUGGUAUGUUGCUGCCACCGUCAUUUCCAUCAGUCACGUGAACAGUCUUAGACUUGAGUCUACUGUAGCAGCUCCUGGGGAGCAACCUAAAUUCCUGGGCAUAAUUGAACAAAGAGCAACUGGAGUGAUGAUCUUUGUACUAAUGGGCCUCUCAGUCUUCAUCACUAGUGUGUUAAAGUUUAUACCUAUGCCUGUUCUCUAUGGAGUGUUUUUAUAUAUGGGUGUUUCUUCUCUGAACGGAAUACAGUUUUUUGAUCGCCUGAAGCUAAUGGGAAUGCCCAGCAAGCAUCAGCCUGAUUUCAUUUACCUGCGACAUGUCCCGCUGAGGAAAGUGUAUCUCUUCACAAUGAUCCAACUGACCUGCCUGAUCAUUUUGUGGGUUGUCAAGGCAUCUCCUGCAGCCAUUAUCUUUCCCAUGAUGGUUUUAGCGCUGGUCUUUGUUCGGAAGGUCAUGGAUUUAUGCUUUUCAAAGCGGGAACUCAGCUGGCUGGAUGACCUCAUGCCAGAAAGCAAGAAGAAAACAUUAGAGGAUGCUAUCCAAAAUGCAAAACAAGAAGACGAAUCUCAGACGAUGAUGGAAGACCACACCUCAGCUUUAAUUGAAAUGUCUCCAAUGACUUCAAAUUACUUGGCAGUUCCAGGAAAUUCAAAAAAUGUACCAAAAAUUGACAUUAGGCCUGAUCCUGCAGAUAUUAACAUCUCAGAAGAAAUGCCUAAAACAACUGUGUGGAAGACUCUCACCAUGAACACAGAAAAACUCUGAAGUUAAAAGGAAUAGCUUGGCCGUUUGGGACUUGGCUUGGGACAGGGAGCUUGCAGCCCAUGAAGGUGACUCAGGGAAGAGCCAAGGUGUGCAGGCGAAGGAGAGAAAAUACUUUUGCAAUGGAAAAGGCGCAGACUAACUAACUGCCCUGAUACUUCCUUCAUACAAGUAACUGGGUUCAUAUUAAAGCCAUUGAGAAGUGAUUUGAUUAUCUUUUGUGUGCUUCAGUGGGCAUUCUAAUUAUCUUUUGACCAGCCAGGUAAUGAAAGUCUAGUAGUGUUAAAGACUCUCUUGUGUGCGCACACACAUGUGCAUAUUUGCUGUAUUACAGUUUCUAAGUAGUAGAGAUUGCUGCCACUUUUUUUUUUUUUUUUUUGCCUUCCGGUGUGUGUGUUCAACAAUUUCCACUUUGAAUGUACAGCAACAUUAUGCCACAACUAUUUUGAGUUUCUGUUUGGUUUUGGUUUAUUGGGUGCUACUUAGAGAUGUGGGUGUUGUUUGCAAAAUCCAAUAAUAAAAUGUAGCUGAGUUACCACACAAGCAAUUGAUAAAAGGUAACCCAAUAUUACAAAUAAGUGGGAGAAAUGUCUCUAUGUUUCCCCCCAUUUUUAUUUCAUAAUCAUGCUGCUUACAUUCUUUUUUGGUUCCUUGUUUAUAUGGCAGCCAAUCUUGUGAAGAGAUUUUAAGGAAAUGUGUAUGUUGCUUUAUUAAUGUGAUUUCAUAUUUAGGUGAAUUCAGCCAAGCCAUUGAUCUCAGCAGUGCAAAGGGGAGGAAAAGGUGAUUAAUAGAAGAGUUGUCAGUGUCACUGUUUGCACUGUUUUGAUGAUUACUAGUUGCCAAGGUAAUGUGUGGGCAAAAAUAAAAUAGAUUUUGGACCUCAAGGUGUGUACAAACUAAGAAGUAGUGUAGUAUGCUUAAGUGAAAUGCAAACAUCUACAGUAUUAUCUCUCUUCAUCCAUGUGAUAAAAUAUAUAUCUGGCCUUGGGAAUAGGAAGGGAUGAAUGAACUGUAAAGGGUGGUCAUUCACAAAAUAUUACCCAGAUGUGAGAAAUAAGGAAACAUGAGAAAGAAACUCAAAAUAACGCACAUAUACAAACUAAUUUUGCUCGUUAUAAGAUGUAGUACAAAGCAGCUCUGACAGUUUUCAAGAUUCUGUUCUUUUUCUCUAGAAUAAUAAAGAUAAUUUCAAGUGGUCCUCAGUCUCAUUUCCCAAAAAGUUCUAGUUAUAAUGACAUAAGACAAAUUAUUUGGCAAAAGUGAUUUCUCCCUUUCCACGCAGCCUGCUUGGUUGACAGGAAGAAGGGGAGAGAAAGAAGGAGAGAGAAGAUAUCAAGAAGUUAAAAACAAGAGAUUAGAGUUGGAGAGAAAAUAGAUGACUUUAAUCCCACAGAGACCUUGCUUCUUAUCCCAUCCACUAGCAUCAUGUGGGCUCCAUAGUUUAACCUCCCUCGAAAUAUGAUUGUGGACAGAAAAAGAGAUUGUUCAUUCCUGCCCUAUAGUCCACUCUAAACCAUUGCUUUUCCUUUGCUUGUUGUUGGUGGUGAUAGAAUAUUUAAUCUCACGUUUAUAGUACUCAAAACAGCUUACAAAAAGAAGGACCAAAAUGAUAGAUACAAAAGCACACUUUGCAUACAGUCCUAAGGAAAACUGCUUUAAAGUAACCCUGCUGAACCCCUGUUGUUUAAGAGUUCACUGUGUUUUAGAGUGUGAUCAUCAUGUUGAAAUGGGGAUUUAUGUUUUUGGAGAAUAAGAUACAUAUUUUGCAGAUUUUUUUAAAAGGACAGAUGCAUAUCUAUUUUUUUUACCAUACAACAAAUUGUACGCACUGUAGUACAGUUCCACUGAAGGCAAUGGACAAAGUUAAUGUGGAUAUUCUCUGCGUUAAAACAUUUCAACCUGAUGUGUUAAAGUUCAGUUCCCAAAAUUCUUAUCCAGUAUCCUGGCAUGUCACAAUGUUAAGGAAGAUUGCCCACACAUAGUCGCCCGGGAGUAAGUCAGUUAGAUUCAGCGUAUCAUUUCUGCGAAAGUGAAGCUAAAACUCAUUGUAAAUAUUGGACAGUUAAGUAUGCAGCAAAAAGUUUACUUUCUUUAUGCAUUUUAGCUCCAAUAAUUAAAAACUAAAGUGAAAAAAGCUGCAGGGAUGAGCAAUGUGAUUGGCAAUGAACCCCCCCCCCCCCGCAUUUCCUCUAAUAGCAUAAAUUGCUGCCUUUGUUAGGAACUGGGAGGUGCCAUUUCCUGCAGAGAAUUCUUACAUGUUCCACUUUGGUGUGCAGUCUUGAUGCAGCAAAAUGACUCUUCAUUGUGUCUUUUGUGAUUCAGUGAGGCUAGCAAGGAUUGUGAAAGCAAAGUUAUAUACACUUACAUCCCAGGCUUCCAUGUGGAUUGGUAUUUUUGGAAACCAAGCAGUCUCUGUGUUCCUUGUACUCUGUAUUGUAGAAGUGUUGGCCAAGUCAUCUUGUAAGCUCAUCUCUUUGGUAGUUCAUCUUUUAGGCUGCUUCACUAUGGGAAAUUUCAGAUUUCAAAUUCUUACAAUGUCACUGCCAAAUAUAGAAAAGAAUCAAGCAAUUGGUUCUUGCUGAUUGACGUGAGACAACAUUAUGACACGUGUUUCCAAUCUUUUGAAGCCAGUAGGCAUGUUUUAUCUUCAGAAAGCAUGUUUUGGGGGAAAUUCACAAAAUGGUCCAUAUGCAUGUGUGGUUAUUCACAUGACCACUGCAUGGAAAUGACAAACCCUUCCAUAAAAAAUCUGCAUCACGAAACAAAUUUUGAGGUUUUUUAAAUAAAAGCAUUUAAAUCGUGUCACAUAUUAAAAUAAAGAAGAUAAUAAUUAAAACAGUACUGAUUCUCCUGCUUACCUAAUCAUAAUUAUAGAGAAUAAUAAAAUAAUGGCAAUUUGAACAAAAUUAAGUGAGAACUAAACAAAUUUAAAACUUCAGGGGAUGAAUAACCUUGGGUUAUGCAGGUAUGAUGACUGAUGCUGCAUACCAUCUGCAAGUUUCCCAUAAAUUAGUUGCAGGUAGUUCUCGAUUUAUAACCAUUCGUUUAAUGACUGUUUGAAGUUACAAUGGCACUGAAAAAAGUGACUUAUGACCAUUUUUCACACUUACAACUGUUGCAGCAUCCCUGUGAUCACACAAUCAAAAUUCAGGUGUUUGGCAACUGGUUCACAUUUAUGGUGGUUGCAUUAUCCCAGGAUCGUAUGAUUAUCUUUUGUGACCUUCUGACAAGCAAAGACAGUGGGGAAGCCAAAUUGAUUUAACAACCAUGUUACUAAUUUAACAACUGCAGUGAUUAACAACUGUGGCAAGAAAGGUCAUAAAAUGGGGCAAAAGACACAUAACAAAAGUCUUGCUUAGCAACAGAAAUUUUGAGCUCAACUGCAGUCAUAAGUCAAGGACUAUUUGUAUAUAUGAAGAGACAGUAUUUUUCAAACGAUCAUUCCAGUGUCUUUCAGUAAGACCUUCAGUUUCUUUGAUCAAUUUCAUUGCUGAAAAAAGGAAGUCACGGAAAUUUGACCUUUGCAGCAGUGUCUCUCAUCACCACCCAAUUCUAAAACUCUUCAUGAGUUUAAUUUGGAUGGUGAUGAGAGACGCUGCCACUAAACACUGGUUUGUAUUAGUAUGAAUUUUCAUAGAGCAGUGGGAGAGAAGCAGUGCUAAAUAUAAAGGCAACAAAUUACAAAUGAAUAUACAUUAUUUUAUUCUGCCUAACUUAAUAUAAAAUAAAAAUUAUGACCAAUUUAUGGAUGAAACCCAUUUCAUUAUCAGAUACAGUAUAGUCAACCUGAUAAAACAGUUUCAGUCGUUGGAUGAUUUGAUGGAUAAUUUGAAAAAGAACCCAGUAGUACUUAAUCAGUUGGGAAGGAAAAGCAUCUUUCAAAAGGUUUAUUGAUCUGAGAAGACAACUCUACCCCACAUCUCCUAGACUCAGGUCUGGGUCUUAGUUGUGGCAAUGUAUUUUAUUUAAUAAUCGUAAAAGAAAAUGCUUAGCUUUGUGCCUAAAAGUUCUGAAAGACUCUUUGGAUAAGUUGGUAGACCUUGAGUAGGAAAUAGCAGAGCAAUACAUAUAGUCCUCACGAAUAAACCACUCAUUCAGCAAUCAUUCAAAACUAGAACAACAUUGAAAAAGGAUACUUGCAACUGGUCCUUGAAGUAGCAGCCAUGCAGUAUCCCUACAGUCAUGUGAUUGUGAUUCAAGCACUUGGCAACCAGCAAACAUUUAUGAUGAUUGCAGUAUCUGAUGGUCACAUUCUUGUCAUUUAUAACCUUCACAGCAGGCUUCAAUGGGGAAGCCAUUAGGAAGUGGCAACUCAUGAUAUGAUGUCAUGUUUAACGAUCCACAGUGCAUCUCUUAAUCACCACUAAAUUGGGCACGGUCACAUGACAUUUACUUUACAUCUGAUACCAAUAGAGUUGCCAAUCCCAACUGCAGUUGGUAAAUGAGGACCACUUGUAUUAGGGGCUAAGAGGAGAAGGCAGAACGCAGCAUCAUGAUAGAGUUCUGCAAGGUUAUAGCUAAGGCAGAAAAUACAUUAACAUUAAUGUGUGGAUUGUGGCAACUAUUGGUUAUUUACAGAGUACUGUUAUAUUAGUUGGUCAAGUAAAACACCAACUACCCUAUAUGCCGGCGUACAAGGCGACCCAGCGUAUAAGACGACCCCCAUCUUUAUCACCAAGCCGCAUUCCUAGAACGUCAUCUUAUACGCCGGAAACUACCAGUAUUUCCGGCGUAUAAGACGACUCGGCGUAUAAGACGACCCCCGUCUUUGGCGCCGAUUUUAGCGCUCGCGGAAGUCGCCUUAUACGCCGGCAUAUACAGUAUCUCAGUUAACACAUGGCUAGUUUCAUAUCACAGAGCUAGUUUGAUAUAAUAGAUAAAGUAUUAGGCUCGAAACCAGGAAUCUGAAUUCUAGUUCUGCCUAAGGCAGAAGCCAGCUGAGUGAUUUGGGGCCAGUCAUUUUCUCUCAGCCCUAGGAAGGAGGCACUGGCAAAUCAUUUCUGAAAAACCUUGCCAAGAAAAUUGCAGGGACCUGUCCAGGUGAUUUCAGAUAGGACUGAAUGGAAGAAAAAGACUCAUUCUGAACAAUCUGUUCUGGAAUAAUAUUGAAAGGUGCCACAGAUGGAUCUGUGGAGCUAUGCUUUAUUCCAGGUACUUGGCAUCAUUCUGAAUUAAAGCAUACUGUAAACCUCAAGACUGGAAAAGGUUCCCAGUAUUGAGAAAUAAGCCUAUUGUAUCUUUCGCUGACAUAAUCUAGAGAAGAUGCCCAAUAUCUAUUGAGGAAUAAAAUAUUUUUGGAAAAACAGGGGAAUAAAUAUUUGUUUUGUAAAUAGUACCCAGAUGGAUAGUUUUUCUAUCCAGAGGGUUGACAUCCAUUUGGAGUAGUGGGAGGAAGGAGGCUAAAGUUCUGAACAGGACAGGACAGGGAAGAUGACAGAUUGCAAGGUGGAAAAUUUACCUUUGUUGCCUCUGAAUGUCUAAUAGUUUACAUGACCACAGCAUAGUUUUUUUAAAAAAAUAUUCCAAUCUUCUGCAGAGUGGACCAGAAAAAUACAAAUAAAGACUAGCUGGAAGUAGUAAAUCCAUAUCAUUCAUUGGGGGCUAAGGGACUGUAGACUUUGUUCCAGUUUCUUCCAGAACAUUCAUGAGGUCUGCUCUUCAUCCAUUUUAGAUUAAUCUCCCACAAACUGGAAAUCCUAAGAUGAUGGAACUGCAAUUCCAACAGGCAGGGGGGUAAAUAGGGAAAGAUGAUAACACACUCUGGGUUCAGUUGUUCAAGCAUGUUGGCUAUUUUUGAAAAUUAUGAAGAAUUUCAUAAUCUUAACUGAAGAAGGAGGGGAAUGCAAGAAAAGGUGCUGGCACAUUUUUCUAGUGUUUUUUCUUCCUCCUAUGACAACUACAUGUAGAAAUAGAGAAACUAUUUUCUUUUUAGAUAUAAAAGAAAACAAUAUUUAUUUUGUUGUAAGAAAUGUAAUUUAAAAAAAACCCACCCCAUAUUGUAAAUAAAUGUAAUAAUGGGGAGAUGGAUUCUUAUUGGUUCUGUAGAAACCGAAAUACAUUUGCUAAAAUUUUGCUCAAAAUUGAGUUAUCUAAAUAAGUAUAGUUUUGUUGUUUUAUGGUUAAAAAAUCACUAAUUCUGCCUCAUACUUCGUGUCUGUACAAACUCUGUCAGUAAUGAUAAUACUCUGAUGAUUGAGAAUUGUACCCAUUGCUGAACUAUAUGUGAAACUUCAAUAUUAAAAUAUUAUUCUAAAUGUA
Molecule: messenger RNA, 14626 nt
Organism: Crotalus tigris (Tiger rattlesnake)
Lineage: Eukaryota; Metazoa; Chordata; Lepidosauria; Squamata; Viperidae
Gene: SLC4A8
Product: solute carrier family 4 member 8
Exons: 25
Coding region: 5270-8371 (1033 amino acids)
Biological process (GO): monoatomic anion transport; transmembrane transport; regulation of intracellular pH
Cellular component (GO): plasma membrane
Molecular function (GO): monoatomic anion transmembrane transporter activity; solute:inorganic anion antiporter activity; sodium:bicarbonate symporter activity
Source: RefSeq, a predicted model, not a curated record